Messenger RNA from Pterocles gutturalis (yellow-throated sandgrouse), 1074 nucleotides. It is a transcript of the gene S1PR2, whose product is annotated as sphingosine-1-phosphate receptor 2. Gene Ontology annotation, biological process: sphingosine-1-phosphate receptor signaling pathway. The transcript has a single exon. The record is from RefSeq and is a predicted model, not a curated record. NCBI's taxonomy places the organism in Eukaryota, Metazoa, Chordata, Aves, Pterocliformes, Pteroclidae. Gene Ontology annotation, molecular function: sphingosine-1-phosphate receptor activity. Gene Ontology annotation, cellular component: membrane. Bases 1 to 1074 code for a protein of 357 amino acids.
AUGGGGAGCAUCUACAAAGAAUAUUUCAACACGAAAAAAAUUUUGGAGCACUACAACUACACGAAGGAAAGCUCGGAGAGCUCCUCCACCACCUCCCGUUGGGUCGUCUCCAUCCUCAUCGUCGUUUUGUGCUGCUUCAUCGUCUUGGAGAACCUUUUGGUCCUUAUUUCCGUUUGUCACAAUAAGAAAUUUCAUUCCGCCAUGUAUAUUUUUAUCGGCAAUUUGGCUUUUUCCGAUCUUUUAGCCGGCUUGGCUUUCAUGGUCAAUAUUUUACUUUCCGGAGAUAUCACUUUCCGCUUGACGCCCGUCCAAUGGUUCGUCCGCGAAGGGACGGCUUUCGCCACUUUGGCCGCUUCCGUCUUCAGCUUGUUGGCCAUCGCCAUCGAACGCCACGUCGCCAUCACCAAAGUGAAGGUCUACAGCAGCGACAAAAAUUGCCGGAUGGUUUUACUCAUCGGAGCUUGUUGGGUCAUCGCCGCCGCUAUCGGGAGCCUCCCCAUCAUGGGUUGGAAUUGCAUCAGCGACCUUCGGGAUUGUUCCACCGUCCUCCCCCUUUAUUCCAAACGUUACGUCCUCUUCGUCAUCACCAUCUUCACCCUCAUCCUCCUCGCCAUCGUCGGUCUCUACACCCGCAUCUACUGCAUCGUCCGCUCCAGCCACGCCGACAUCGCCACCGCCCAAACCUUGGCUUUGCUCAAGACCGUCACCAUCGUCUUGGGAGCCUUCAUCGUCUGUUGGUUGCCCGCCUUCAUCAUCCUCUUGAUGGAUGCUUCUUGCCCGGUGAGGGCUUGUCGGAUCCUUUACAAAGCCAAUUAUUUUUUCGCUUUCGCCACGUUCAACUCGGCCGCCAACCCCAUCAUCUACACGUUGCGGAGCAAAGACAUGCGCCGGGAAUUCCUCCGCCUUUUGUGCUGCUGCUGUGUUGUUUGUGGCGGAGGAACCGCCGCACGUCGGGAUCGCGACCCGGGGCUUUGCGGGAUCCCCCUCCGUACUUCCAGUUCUUUGGACCGUUGCACCCCGAAAUAUGAAUUCCCCACGUCCCCCAUCACCCGCGAGUGCACCACCUCCGUUUAG